AUGUUUCUGCGGAGAGGACCUCGCAAUGAUGUAUCAAGAAGCAGGAUAGGGCAAUUUCUUCACUCAGUGCUUCUCUGUUGGGACUCUCAGGGUCUCAGUUAUAUUUUCAGGGAUGACAGUGACUGUUGCUUCUCCAGUGAGAGCCUGAGGAUAGUGACUUUUCUCACCAUGAGUAUCACCCCCGAGGUCAAGAGUCGGGGGAUGAAGUUUGCUGAGGAGCAGUUGCUUAAGCAUGGAUGGACUCAAGGCAAAGGCUUGGGCCGGAAGGAGAAUGGUAUCACCCAGGCCCUCAGGGUGACGCUGAAGCAGGACACUCAUGGGGUGGGACAUGACCCCGCCAAGGAGUUCACAAAUCACUGGUGGAAUGAUCUGUUCAACAAGACUGCAGCCAACUUGGUGGUGGAAACUAGGCAGGAUGGAGUACAGAUAAGACGCCUGUCUAAGGAGACCACCCGUCAGGAUCAUGCCAAGCCCAACUUGCUGUAUCAGAAGUUUGUGAAGACUGCCACACUGACUUCAAGUGGGGAGAAGCCAGACAAGGACUGGGAAAGCUGCAGUGAUGACGACAGCCAGGAGCCCAAGCCUCCAAAUGUUCUGACCGAUGAGAUGCUGCUCCAGGCCUGUGAGGGACGAACAGCACACAAGGCUGCCCGUCUUGGGAUCACAAUGAAAGCUAAGCUUGCUCGCUUAGAGGCCCAGGAGCAGGCCUUCCUGGCUCGGCUCAAAGGCCAGGACCCUGGGGUCCCUCAAGUGCAGUCUGAGAGCAAGCCCCCCAAAAAAAAGAAAAAGAAAAGGAAGCAGGAAGAGGAGGAAGAGGCUACAGCAACUGAAAGGAGUGCAAAAGAGUACUCAGAACACACUGACGAGAGCAUCAGAAAAAGCAAGAAAAAGAAAAGACGGCAUCAAGAAGAAAGAGUCACAGAUAAGGAGAGCAUAGCUCUAGAAAAUGAGGACGAGACCACAAGAACAGGUGGGCUUGGGGAAUUGAAAAACAGAGAGCACAUUGACCAGCCCCUCAGGAAAAAGAGGAGGAGGCAGCACCGUGAAGAGAAGGUGGAGAUGGAGGUCUUAGGUAACGAGGGAGGUCAGGUCAGUGGAGUCAGGACAGAGGAAGCAGAGAGAAGAGUGCACACGGACCCAUGUGGCAGAACCAAGAACAGGCAGCAGCAUGAGGAAGACGACCUGAACACAGAGGAUGAAGGAGCUGAAGAGGCUCUUGUAGAUAGUGGGGCCAGAGAAGCAGAAAGCAGAUCGUGCAGUGAUCAGAAAAGGAGGAGAAGCAAGAAGAAAAGACAGCAGCAUCAGGAGGAAGUAUUGGAUGGCCCUGGAGUCAGCACUGGCCAGAAAGCAAAAAAGAAGAAACAGAAGAAGAGAGACUGA
This is a messenger RNA of Rangifer tarandus platyrhynchus (Svalbard reindeer), 1380 nucleotides long. The record is from the annotation of a GenBank genome assembly. NCBI's taxonomy places the organism in Eukaryota, Metazoa, Chordata, Mammalia, Artiodactyla, Cervidae.